This is a messenger RNA of Malania oleifera, 428 nucleotides long. RefSeq lists its product as uncharacterized. The record is from RefSeq and is a predicted model, not a curated record. The coding region runs from base 7 to 417 and encodes 136 amino acids. The transcript has a single exon. NCBI's taxonomy places the organism in Eukaryota, Viridiplantae, Streptophyta, Magnoliopsida, Santalales, Ximeniaceae.
AGAGACAUGAAGAGACAGAGACGCUUGAAGGGUGAGCAGGACGCGGCCGGCGGUGUCGUGGAAGCUGCGCUGACGCCGGCGACGGUUGCGGUGCCGGUGAGUAAGACGGCGUCGAGUUCGAAGAAGACGAGGAAGGUUGUGGUUGAUCAGAAGGAAAAGGAGGUCGGACUGGAAGUGGGGAGGAGGGAGACGGGAGAAUGCAGUGGCGCUGCGGCUGCGGCUGCGGCGGCUGCGGCGGCAGAGAGUCUUUGGGGGUGUGACGAGUGGCCGGUGGCGGCGGUAGAGGAGCAGAUGUGGUGGCGGUCUAGUUGGUCGCCGUUCUGGGACGUGGAGUUAAUGGGGGAAGCCAAUCACAGUGCACUGUUUAGUGACGUAGUUUGGGAUAUGGAUAUUUGGAACUUGAAUGGCACCAGCUGAGAGAGAGAGAG